This is a messenger RNA of Musa acuminata subsp. malaccensis (wild Malaysian banana), 681 nucleotides long. RefSeq names its product putative gamma-glutamylcyclotransferase At3g02910. Gene Ontology annotation, molecular function: gamma-glutamylaminecyclotransferase activity. Gene Ontology annotation, cellular component: cytosol. NCBI's taxonomy places the organism in Eukaryota, Viridiplantae, Streptophyta, Magnoliopsida, Zingiberales, Musaceae. The record is from RefSeq and is a predicted model, not a curated record.
AUACACAGAGACAGAGAGAGAGAGAGAGGAUGGAAGCCGAUCGGACGGCUCUCGUCUUCGUCUACGGCACCCUCAAGCGCGGCUUCCCCAACCACUCCCUCCUCGACGACCUCAUCCGCGACGGCGACGCCACCUUCGUCGCCGCCGGCCGGACUGCCAGCCCAUUCCCCCUCGUCAUCGGCCCCCUCUCCAUCCCCUUCCUCAUCCGCCUCCCUGGCUCCGGCCGCCGCGUCUCUGGCGAGAUCUACACCCUCUCCCCCCGCGGCCUCGCCCGCGUCGACGACCUCGAGGGCACCCACCGCGGCCACUACGAGCGCCUCGCACUCGCCGUCGUCCCCGUCACCUCGGGACGUGAUGGUGCCGAGGCCGACAACGAGGAGGCGGCGGCGGCGGGAGCCGUGGAGGCGGAGGCCUACUUCGCUCACCGGAGCUACGCGGACGACAUGUGGCGGCGGAACGGGGAGAGGGGGCUCGGCUCCUACUCGGAGGAGGACGCGAGGGGGUUUGUGAGGCCAAAGGAUCGGCUGCCGGACACCACAUUCCUGGGUGAGGUUCGACGAUUUCUCGCCUCUCCGAAUUAGAUCGAUUCACAUCUUGUACCCAAAUCACUACAGAUUACAACUGCCCUUCUCGUGUUCUUGAUUCUGUUAUGGUACUCGAUGGAAUAAUAAAUCAGCGUUC